UUCGUCGAGGACAUCGGGAGCGUGUUCAUGCGAGUGCGCUAUUUUUUGAGCCAAUUAAAAUUCGGCGGGUCGACUUCGUCGCAUCUCGGAAGACGCCGGCUUCAUUCUGCGCUGUCAUUGGUCGAUUUUAAUUUACAGAAAUUGAAUAAGAUAAUUCUAUUUUUAGAAACUCCAUUUUGUUUUCACCUUGGUUUUUCAACUUAGCGUCGUGCUUUCAUAAAACUAAUUUCAAAGCAUUUCAACAAUUUUAUGCAGUUUUGUGAUAUUAAUAUAGUAGUACAGCGAAAAUACAAUGGAGGAAUUAAAAAACUUAAGUGUUUCUCGUGGAUACAUAAAAGUGAUCCGUCAAACGUUGGCUGCACUCGAAAAUCUGGACGCCGACGUAGCAGCAUGGGAUCUUCUAUUGCUGGGCAUUCUCAAGAGGAAAUUGGAUGCGUAUAGUGCACGGUCGUAUCAAUUUGACCGCGAUGAGGAGAGUGACCCGUCUGUAAAGGACCUACUGAAUUAUUUAGAAAGGCGUGCGCGUGCUCUAGAAGAAACCACGACCUCGGAGCAAGCCGAACUGAGUACGCGCAGGGCUCCCACCAUGCCCUCAGCGAAAAAGGUAGCGUUGGCGGCGACCAAGACUUCACUGGAAUGCGCAUAUUAUUCUUCUGCCGCUUGAGGAGACACAGCAACUGACUGCACACAAUGGCCUAGCUGAUCAGCAACAAUCGUCGCUCUCCUGCAUCCUGAAUACCAAGCUUGGCCAUGUCGUUGCUGGCCCGUUGGCUGCUAACUUCAUUAAACACCAGGUUGUAUCUCUCGUUUGUGCUAAGUGUGACACAGAAGUAAGUGACAGUAUCAAGAAGUUUUGGGAGACGGAGAGUGUUCCGGAAUUGCUAAUAGAAGGGGAUUCAGAGCAAGAGUUAGCUGAAAACAUCUUCACUAACUCAGUUAAAUUGGAAAACAAUCGAUUUCAAGUUGACUUGCCAUUAAAAUUAGAGUCUAGCAAUAUAAAUAAAACCUUAGGCAACUCAUUUGAUUUGGCCUUGCAUAGGUUUCUCAGUCUAGAAAAAAGACUGCAAAAGAAUAUUAACUUGUUAACUGAUUAUCAAGCAUUUAUAAAUGAAUAUAUAGAGCUUGGCCAUGGGCACUAUAUUGAUAUUAAUUCUUACAAUUUUGAUAAUGACCCGGUAUAUUUUAUGCCGCAUCACGCUGUAAUUAAUGAGCAGAGUAAAAGCACAAGGACAAGGGUAGUCUUUGAUGCUUCGAUGAAGACUAAUAAGAAGGUCUCAUUGAACGAUAUUUUAUUGAAUGGGCCCAUGGUACAAAAAGAGUUGUUUGAUAUUGUAUUAUUGUUUAGAUUUGGAGAGUACACUCUCAGCACAGAUAUUAAGAAGAUGUUCCGCAACAUAUUAGUAAAUCCGGAACACACUUCUCUCCAGAACAUUCUCUGGCGUGACAAUCCAAGUCAGCCAAUACAAUGUAUUCGUCUUGAUACUGUCACCUACGGAGUAAAGUCGUCCAGUUAUCUGUCUACACGAUGCUUGCAUGAGCUAGCUCAGAGGCACGAGAACGACUUACCUUUAGCUGCAUUUAUAAUAAGAAACUGUACAUAUGUUGACGAUAUAUUGUAUUCCUGCUGUGAUUUGCAACAACUUCUUGAGGCUAAAAGGCAGUUACGUGAGAUGUUAGGUUACGGGAGCUUCAGUUUACAUAAAUGGGCUUCUAACACACCAAGCGUGCUUUCUGAUACACCAGAGAAUGAACAACAAUUUAGUGUGCUUGAUCUACAAAAAGGCAAUUUUAACAUGAAGGCGUUAGGACUCACGCUUAAUAUUAACAAAGACUGCUUUACUAUUACCAGUCCCGAGUCAUUCAAUGAAAGGGUAAUUACGAAAAGGCAAGUUCUUACCUACAUUGCGAAAUUCUAUGAUCCCAUGGGAUUUGCGAGCCCCAUUAUAAUACAAGCAAAAGGUAUUAUGCAAAAACUUUGGUCACGCAAUGUUGGCUGGGACGAUAACAUACCCGAAGAUCUAGUUACUGAGUGGCUAGACUUCGCUAGGAGCUUGUCUACCAUGCAACCUAUUAAUUUAAACAGAUACAUCCCAACCAACACUGCGGCGACAAUACAGCUAAUCGGUUUCUCCGACGCAUCGAGCACUACAGGGUAUGGCUGCUGCAUAUAUCUACGCGUGGUCGACAAAACAGGUAAGGCUGAAUUACACUUGCUCUGUUCUAAGUCGCGAGUUAACCCGCGGGCUAGUCCACUAACAAUACCCAGGCUAGAGCUCAAUGCAGCGUUGCUUUUGUCUAUACUAAUGGAAAGAGUUUAUGAAACCUUACAUAAAAAUGUCCAGAUUGAUGACGUAUAUUUAUUUACGGACUCGCAAAUAACCCUAGCUUGGAUAAAAACAGAAGUUACGAAAUUACAAGCUUACGUGGCUAACAGAGUUAGUGUGAUUCAACAGAAAACUAAUAAAAGGCGAUGGCUCUAUGUUCCAUCUGCAGACAACCCUGCUGACUUGAUCAGCAGAGGUAUUAAUCCUCAGGAGCUCUCGAACUGUUCUCUCUGGUGGGAGGGACCAAAGUUCCUGCAAUGUGAGUAUAAAUUUGAUAACCAAAAGUUGGACUUACCUAAUGACUUACCUGAGAUGAAAGCUGCAAGCCCCGCAGGUAAAGUAGUACUAUCUGUCACUACAGAUGAUGAUUUAUUUAGAAUACUGGAUAGGUAUUCAGAUUUAAAUAAAAUGAUACGAGUGAUAGCCUAUAUUGUAAGGUUCUGUCAUAUCAUAAAAAAUAAUACAAAGGUCAAGGAUAAGGUACUCACUCCUGAAGAGUUACAACACGCAUUGCUGUUGAUUAUCAAACACGAGCAGUCUAUUCAUUUUUGUGAUGAAUUAGAAUCAUUACGUAAAGGAAAAUGCGUGCAGAAGCCCCUCAAGUCACUUCACCCUUUUUUAGAUAAAGAUGGGCUGCUAAGAGUAGGAGGCCGACUAGAUAACUCUGAGGUGCCUAUAUCACAAAAACAUCCUAUCAUUCUGGCGAAAACGUCUCGAAUAACAGAGCUCCUUAUCCAGAGUGAACAUAUUAGGUUGUUACAUGCGGGACCAAAACUACUACUUUCGAAUUUAAACCAAAAGUACUGGUUAAUUAAUGGAAUAAGACAGAUUAAAAAGGUCACUCAUAAAUGCUUGGUAUGUUUCAGGCUCAAGGCGAGUGCAGCAAAGCAACUGAUGGGGUCCUUGCCUCAACACCGCGUGACGGCGUGUAGACCGUUUCAAAAAAUCGGAAUUGACUUCGCUGGGCCGGUACAAGUCAAGAAUUCGAGGAUAAGAAAAGCGUUAGUUAGUAAAGGCUACGUUUGUAUAUUCGUGUGUUUUGUCACAAAGGCAAUUCAUGUAGAAUUGACCUCAGACCUCACUACAGAGGCAUUUCUCGCUUGUUUCAAGCGCUUUAUUAGUAGACGAGGCUUGCCCAGCGACGUGUUCUGCGAUAAUGGCGGUUGUUUCCGUGGGGCAAGGAACCAGCUUGCUGAACUGUACAAGCUCAAUAGUUCUAAUGAUCACCAGACGCUUGUGCAAGCCUAUGCCGCGAAAGAGGGAAUAAAAUUCCAUUUUACACCAAGUUAUGCACCGGUUUUUGCAGGGCUUGCAGAAGCGGCUGUUAAAAGCAUGAAAUUUCACUUAAAGCGGAUUGUAUUGAACUCUGCUUUAACAUAUGAACAGCUAAACACAGUAUUGUGCCAAAUCGAGGCCGUGCUCAAUUCACGACCCAUUCUCCCUCUCUCUGAGGAUGUAAGUGACUACUGCUACCUUACCCCUGGGCAUUUCUUGGUAGGAACCGCUCUGACUAUGUAUCCAGAAGUAGAUAUCUCUGAUACAAAAACUAAUAGGCUAGGUUUUUGGAAACAUUGUAUUAAUUUACAGCAAAGAUUUUGGAAAGCUUGGCACAAAUGUUAUUUAAAUACUUUACAAAAUAGAGGUAAGUGGUGCGAUCCUAUGCCUAAUGUAUGUGUUGGUAACUUGGUACUCAUGAGAGAACCCAAUUCUCCACCUUUGGUGUGGCCGAUGGCUCGGGUUGUAGAGGUCUUCCCGGGCAAGGAUGGCAAGGUUAGGGCCUUGACUUUAAAAACAGCUGAUGGUAAAUCAUAUAAUAGGUCUUUACAGAGCAUAUGUGUAUUGCCUAUCGAAUAAUGUUAAGUAUAGCAUUUCUCUCACUUAUAUAAUGUAAUAGGUGUAUGAUGUAUAAGGUCAUUGUGUUGUAGGUCAGAUGUGUGUACCUCAUUAUAAACGUUUUUUUAUGUUUCUAUUACUUAAUAAAGUAUUCUAAAUACCUAAGCUAAAAAGGUAAUAAGGUUAAUUAUAAGAUUUUAUAUUUAAUAAGCAAUGUCCUUACUUGUACUUAAUUUAAAAGUUUUAUAGGUCGUUCCAAAAAUUUGUUUACGUUAUCUUAGAAUGUACCUAUUGAAAAAUGUUUUAUAUCUAGUGUAAAUUGCAAUUCCUUUACUUAGAUAAUUUUGUGAUAAAUUCUUAAACUUAUAAUACGUUACCUGUCGAGUGAUAGUUAAUUAUAGUGAUAAUUGAUAAGCGAAUCGCAAUUUGGAUAUUGUUUUCUAAUGUUGAAUUAUAUAACAGGUAAUAAACUAUAUGUGUCAUACAUAACAUAACUAUUGAAAGGUUUGUCUUAUAUUCCUGCUUCUAAGCAACUAAAAUUUAAUUUCCUAAGUUUUAUAAGACAGUAACAGACAAUAUUAAUUGUACUACAGUUAAUUUUAAGUAGUAAGAAUCUUAAUUCAAAUAGUUAACUUAUGUGUAGUUAAAAUCAUUGUCUGUUCCUUUCCCUGGGCCGCAGUAUGUUGCUGGCAACACAAGUAUAAAGUUAAUAUUUUUUGGUAUGGCAAUGUUAAGUCUCGAAUGGCCGACGCCUCCCGCGAAAGUGUAAAGUAAAAGUGUAUUUUUAAUAUUUUUAUUAACAAUUUAAUUAAACAGUGAAAAGUAACAAUUUGGUGUUUUGCUGCAGUUGGAUUUAGAACCCUCGACCUCUCACCAUCUACAUACAGUCCA
This is a messenger RNA of Pectinophora gossypiella (pink bollworm), 5048 nucleotides long. RefSeq lists its product as uncharacterized. The transcript has 3 exons. Bases 1185 to 4178 code for a protein of 997 amino acids. NCBI's taxonomy places the organism in Eukaryota, Metazoa, Arthropoda, Insecta, Lepidoptera, Gelechiidae. The record is from RefSeq and is a predicted model, not a curated record. Gene Ontology annotation, biological process: DNA integration. Gene Ontology annotation, molecular function: nucleic acid binding.